This is a messenger RNA of Fulvia fulva, 5241 nucleotides long. Its product is annotated as Anucleate primary sterigmata protein A. The coding region runs from base 1 to 5241 and encodes 1746 amino acids. Gene Ontology annotation, cellular component: cell cortex; mitochondrion. The record is from RefSeq and is a predicted model, not a curated record. Gene Ontology annotation, molecular function: tubulin binding; phospholipid binding. Gene Ontology annotation, biological process: microtubule cytoskeleton organization; establishment of mitochondrion localization; dynein-driven meiotic oscillatory nuclear movement. The transcript has 2 exons. Lineage: Eukaryota; Fungi; Ascomycota; Dothideomycetes; Mycosphaerellales; Mycosphaerellaceae.
AUGGCCGCCGCGAACAUGCCGCCAGGCGCGGUCCCUUCCAACGGCAUGGUCGACCCAUUCACAUCCUCCCCCUCGUCCCACGCGAAUCCAGCGCCAUUGCGGUAUGCCGCUUUCGACAACGAGCAAUUAUCCCUGGCUGCAACAAACUCGCCUUCGUCAGCGAGGAGAGCGCUCGAAGCGCACUUGAAGAACACCGAUCGCCGCAUACACGAAGCCUCUAGACUAGGCACCACUCUGAUUCAACAGCGAAAGGACUUGGCCGCGAAACUCAAGGAGGUCGAGGAGAUGCAGACAGAAAGUCAGGUGCCUGACGAGCUUCGUCAGAAGCUCUCUGAGCUGGAGCGCGAGUACAAUGAGGUCGGGAGAGAGUCCGCUCGUGCCUUUUUGCCCAAAUCGCGGGUUGUCAGUGAGGCAACUGACUCAACUGCGGGCUCGGGUAUCAUCUCUGGUAGUGGCAGAGACUCACCCACAAAAGCGCAGGCGCCCUCAAUGUCUAGACGACAACGCAACCAGCCGGCGAAUAGAGUGCACGAUAUCGAGUUCGCAACGGAAAUUAGUACUUCCUUGAUAGCCCAGGUUCGGCAACUGCAGGCAGCUCUGGCCGAAAAAGACGAUGAGCUGAAAGACACCACUGCAGCGAAAGCGCUGCUGGAGGCCGAAGCAGCUCAUCUUGUGCAGAGAUUGCGUCACAUGGACGAGAAUGAGCAAAAGUACAAGGACGAGAAUUGGAACCUGGAGACCAAACUGCAAGAUAUGGAGGCGACUCUGAAGGAGAGCAUGGACAAGGAGAGUCGGCUGGUGCAGAUAUUGAGAUCCACACAAACUGAGAAGGCGUCCAAGGAGCGGGAACUGGACGACCUGAAGGUUACGCACGAGAAGCUGAGCGAAGAUCAUGCCAUGGUGAAGAAAGUGCAGGAAGCUGAUCUUCACGGUCUCAAGCGAGAUGCAGCUGUGCAUGAGACAGAGAAGGGCAGGCUUGAGAGGAGGAUAGCGGAAUUGGUCGCGCAAAACACUGAGCUUGCAAAGGCUGUGUCUUAUCGCAUGGGCCAUCCCGUUCAGCAGUCAGACACAGACUUCGUCUCUGCAGAGGAAGGCAUUCAGUCCGACUCGCAAAGCCCCUUCGACAGCGCACCGCCAUCUCCCAUCAAGGGCACUCCAGCCCGUCACGGCAUGCUCGAGCAGGAGACCCUAAAGUCGAGCUUGAACCACGCUCAUCGUAUGAUUCAGAAUCUCAAGAACACGAUCCAUCGAGAGAAGACCGAGAAAAUCGAGCUCAAGCGCAUGCUGCAAGACGCCCGGGACGAGAUAGAGACUCGACGAGAGAGCACUGGUAUCGUUGGUGCAAAUAUGGCCAAGAAGCGUCGAAGCGAGCCAGAAGGUAUUAAGUUCAAGAGACCCUCCACGAACAGGCUCGGUGCCACGCGAACCAGCACGACGGAGAUUCUCGAAGAUGAGCCGGACUGGGAGGACCACGAGAUCGAACAGACACCAAGCAAGCCAAGAUCUGCCGGUGUAGCAGCUGGCACAUCCGCGACGGGAGCUGCUGGCAUGGCUGCCUACGACCAUGCAUAUGGCAGGUCUGAAGACGAUAGUACUGAUGCAUUCGACACGGCCCACGAGCGCGAUACCACGACUGAAAGCGAGGCUUUUGCGACAGGUAAAGAGGACUUCGGCGACGACACUACUGAUGGUGAUCUCACUGAGACCGAAGGUAAUGGAAACCACACUCUGCGUUCGGUCGGCAGCUUCACGAGUAGGCCAAAGGCGGAACACAGACAGUCGUACAUGUCCACUGCUUCAAUGUCUGGCGACGACGACGAUGACCAGAUUGUUCGUACUCCUGUGCACAAUGCGCAGCAGCCUAAGUAUAAGCUACGCCUGAGCCGCGGAGUCAGGAGGUCUGGCCGUGUCAGUGACAUGAUCGCGGACUCUCCAAACGCUGCAAGCAACAACAGCCCUACUUCGAGCAAUGGUACACCGCAACGCGCGCAGCAGACACUCGGUGACGAGCUUGACGCUCUCGACGAAGACAGUAUGGAAGGCACGCCAUCCUCCAGCUUUGUCAUGGACGACGAAGGCACGCCAAACACCCAGCGAGAGCUGAGCGUAGAUCCCGGUACUCCUUCGAAGGCUGAAGCUGAAACCGCUGCGGUCGUGGCAGAGAGAGAAAUGUCUCAAGAACCAGGCAUUGUAAGCAGUGCAAUCAUCCCUCGCAAGCCGGAUAUGAUCGAUUCUGGGAUGAUGACCGAACCCUGGGAACCAGAGCGUAUCAUCGAAGAACGCAUUGCCGAGAAGGAGAUUCGGGUGGAAGUCCCCGUCCAUGACCAGUCCUUACAGGACCAUGCCGGUGACCUUAUAGGCGGGGCACUUGCUGGCAUUGGCGUCAGCAGAUUUGUCGGCGGACAGCAUGAUGGUUCUCGUGAGGUGGACGGCUCGUCACAAGCUUCAGGCGAUUCUUCCAACCACGACCUCGCGCGUGUACAGACGGCCGAAACGGAAAUUGCGCGCCCAGCGUCCCAAUCUAGAAGCCCUGGCGGUAGCGAAGGUCUACCAUCGGACAAAGACCACACUCGGCUGCAGUUCUCUACCAUCACAGAUCCGCGCGACGACGAAAUCGAGACGUACAAGGCACAGAUUGCACAUGUCACCAAGUUGCACGAGGACCAGACCGAGCGACAAAGGUUAGAAGCUCAGCAAGCACAAGCUGCCCGAGAAGCGGAGAUCGAGAGAGUCAAGUCUGAGAUGAAGCAAGUACAGGAAUCUCGUGAUUCUGAGGUGCAGAAGGUAAAGUCGGAGUUGCAGCAACUGCAAGGAGCCCGAGUAGCUGAAGUCGAGAAGGCCAGCGCCGAGAUCAAGCAGCUCAAGGAUACUCGCACUGCCGAGAUCGAGAUGUACAAGCAGGAACUGAUGCAGGUCAACCAAUCUCGGGAGCAAGAGCAGCAGGGUCACAGCGCCGAGAUCGAGGCCCUCAAGCGACACGGUGCUGAGUCGAGCCAAGCCAUUGCUCAGCUCAAGCUUGACCACAACAGACAGCUUCAGCACUUUAAGGGCUUGGUGAGCGAGAUAUCAGAGAAGCUUACGGUGGCAGAGCAGGAGAGGGAAGAACUACAGCAUGACCAUGCUGUGGUCACUUCUCAACUCCAUGAUCUUUCAAAGCAACAUGCGCAUCUGCGGAGCCAGCACGCGCAGAUGGAGUCCGAGCGGGAGCAGUUGAAACAGGAACACUACAACUCGAAUACCCAGUUCGAGCAUCUAAAGAGGCAAUUCAUGGAGAUGCAGAGCAGGCACGCUCAAGCAGAAGAAACGAUCAGGGUGUUGACACCAGAUCCGGCCAGUCUUGCGUUCUCUGACUUGAUCGCCCAAGAUGUGAAGCCUGUGGAAAUAGACUUCCCCGAGCACGACACACCGUUCGUGCCUCGUCGGAGCUCAAAGCGCCCAGAAAACGUGCCUGGCAGUUCAACAGAACAGCAGGAGCCGAAAACUCUGCUCACCCAUAAUUAUCACGACCAUCCUCUGGUUGCUACCGAUGAAGAGGACGAGAAUGAACCUAACGAGUCUCCUGUGGAUACUGCUGACUUCCCAAGACCACCGCUGGCUGAGAUAUCGACCAAUGCCCCGCCAAGCAGGCCCCCUCCUGGUCCCCCCAUGACUGAUGAAGGGUCGCAAACCCUGGUUUCAGGGAAGGAUAUUGAUAGCAUUCUUCGCAACAAGACUGCGAUUGUUCCAGGCAAGGAUGCCGCAAUAAGUGGUGCUGCAACGGCUGCUGCAUUGAGCUCGUUGCCGCCAGUACCCACAUCGCCAUCGAGAGACCGUUCGACAGAAGCGCGACCUUCGAUAUACGAAUCACCGACACUCAAACAGCCUCGCCGUCCAUCAAGCUCAGGUAGUAUGCGGGCAAGGGCCGCGGGCGCGCCACCAUUGCCUGCUGACCACACAAGAAAGAUUGCUGAAGCACAACGAGCGCCGGGCACGCCGACAGGACAACCUGCGUUUGGGACGAUGGGUCCUCCAGCCAUGCCUGCCUCUGCAUACAAACGACCAUCUACAAGAGAUCGAACCAUGAAUGAGCGCGUGGGCUCACGUGACAGUACCACUCCGCGUCCCGUGCAGACAAGAACCAGUCGGAGUCAGAUGGCUUCUGAUCGUGUGUCGCACAGGACAUCUGUGUCAUCGUUUGCAUCUGAGCUUGAUGAGCGCUUCAACAUUAGCCGUGGUCAUGGCGUCUAUCCAGACGACAUCACACCUCCUACAGAUCCACGCAUGAUACAGGCUAUCACACAGACCAUGAUUGGAGAGUACUUGUGGAAGUAUACACGCAAAGCAGGCCGCAGCGAAACGUCCAAUACCCGCCACAGACGCUUCUUCUGGGUGCAUCCAUACACCAGGACUCUCUACUGGAGUGAACAAGAUCCAAGCACGGCUGGCAAGAAUAUGCUAAAAGCGAAGAGCGUCGCCAUUGACUCUGUACGAGUGAUCACCGAUGACAACGCCUACCCGCCUGGCUUACACAGAAAGUCGCUCGUCGUGGUCACCCCUGGCCGUGAAAUCGUCUUUACUGCCCCGACUGCGCAGCGUCACGAGACAUGGUUCAAUGCUUUGUCGUAUCUUCUGCUGAGGACGGACAAGGAAAAGGGCGAGGCGCAAGACACAUUUGACGAGAGCGAUUUGGACGAGUUCAGACCUGGACUCGGCAGAUCUGUCAGCAGGAGUAUAAGUAAAAUGACUGGGCAGCAACGAAGCUCGAGUCGACAAAGUCGCGACCGAGCCAGUCUGAGCAGCUACAACAGCCGCACAACGAGGAACACGAGCCCUCGUCGGCACGACGCUAACCGAACACUGACGAAUCGGCACGGGACAGUAACGCAGCAAGCGAAAACCCUACAGCCGCCGACAUUUAACAACGGCUUAACAAGCACUGUCUCGAACAACUCUCGCCAGUCAUCGGGAAGCGUCGGAGGUCGCUUCACAUCCCUUACAAGUCGCUUUCGGCCAUCAAGCAGCGGCCGUUCAGGAUCCGCAUUGUCUCACCGCAGAGACAACUUCGAUCCUGCUUCGAUCUAUGAUGCUAGUGUUGCCGCCGAUAGCGCCGAAGACCUCCGAGCAGUCAUAGAGCAGCAGGACAAGCAGGCUGAUCGGUUGGAGGACGUGAGGGCGUGCUGCGAUGGUCGCCAUAAUGUAGGCUCGCUGUCCCGUGCCAACGGUAGACACAGCCACGGGCAUCACUCACACUCACAUCGUUGA